This is a messenger RNA of Polyodon spathula (Mississippi paddlefish), 1273 nucleotides long. RefSeq names its product histone chaperone ASF1-like. The record is from RefSeq and is a predicted model, not a curated record. Gene Ontology annotation, molecular function: histone binding. NCBI's taxonomy places the organism in Eukaryota, Metazoa, Chordata, Actinopteri, Acipenseriformes, Polyodontidae. Gene Ontology annotation, cellular component: nucleus. Gene Ontology annotation, biological process: DNA replication-dependent chromatin assembly. The coding region runs from base 178 to 792 and encodes 204 amino acids. The transcript is spliced from 4 exons.
CCGAGAGUAGGCAGCGAAGAUGAGCAUCACGCAGUUACUGAAAUUAAGUAGUUAGAGAACCAGAUUAGAAUAGUGGUUAUAAUUUAAAUAAUUGUGCGUAAUAACGAGUUGCCAGGCGGCAGAAGCGCCGUGUUCUGUUGCGCUGGCUCCACACUGUUAGCCUUGGUUAGCAAAAAUAUGGCAAAGGUUCAGGUGAACAAUGUAACAGUGUUGGAUAACCCAUCUCCCUUUUUAAAUCCUUUCCAGUUUGAAAUCACUUUCGAGUGUAUUGAAGAUUUACCAGAAGAUCUGGAGUGGAAAAUCAUUUAUGUCGGUUCUGCAGAAAGUGAAGAGUACGACCAGGUUUUAGACUCUGUUUUAGUUGGCCCUGUGCCUGCAGGGAGGCACAUGUUUGUGUUUCAGGCAGAUUCAGCACAACCAGGGCUCAUUCCAGAUGCAGAUGCCGUGGGUGUGACCGUUGUGUUAAUUACCUGCACGUACCGCGGUCAGGAAUUCAUUCGAGUAGGGUAUUACGUUAACAAUGAAUACACGGACCCAGAACUCAGGGAAAACCCCACUGUGAAGCCAGAUUUUGCGAGGCUCCAGAGAAACAUCCUGGCUUCAAAUCCACGAGUUACAAGGUUUCACAUCAACUGGGAUGAUAGCACUGAGAAAAUGGAUAGUUCACAGAACACACAUCCAUACAUGCAGCCUGUUCUUACUUCAAACAGUCUCCCUUCAGCCUCAAAAGAGCUAGCAGCCCCUGGGAAUUCAUUUAGCCUUAUGUCAGGCUCACUCAUGAACUGCAUGUGACUUCCCACAAAAAACACGAACCGCUAUUUAAUUUGUGAACAGGUGUUGAUUAGUAAGAAUUUGUCACCUUUCCAAUAUUUUCAUACAUGUUUAAUGAGGCUUGUAAAAACUAAAGAUAAAAAUUUGUGGUUUUACAAUUGUGGCUAUUUAUUCCACUUUUAAUGUUAAAACAGUGAAAUAUGCGUUCUUUAACUUGUCAUCAGCAAUGACUUGACAAAAAGGUGUACAAAAACAAAUGAAAAUGAAUCUGUUAACACUGAUGUGUGGCUGUUAGGAUUAUUAUAAAGAUUGAGAGUAAGGUCUUUUAAUGGUGUAAAGUAGUAUUAUAAAAAUAAAACUGAUAAAUCAGGCCUGGGCAGCGCUGGUGUGAAUAUAAGCUACUUGUGCCUUUUGCUUGAUUAUUUGUAGUUUAAAUAUGUUUCCAUAUUCUUAUAUUAUUAAAUUACAAUAUAACAAGGCUUUCAUUUUUUUAAAAAUAAAA